Salvelinus namaycush (lake trout) is the source of this 561-nucleotide messenger RNA. Its product is annotated as epigen-like. The record is from RefSeq and is a predicted model, not a curated record. The transcript is spliced from 5 exons. Lineage: Eukaryota; Metazoa; Chordata; Actinopteri; Salmoniformes; Salmonidae. Gene Ontology annotation, biological process: positive regulation of mitotic nuclear division; epidermal growth factor receptor signaling pathway; positive regulation of cell population proliferation. Bases 1 to 561 code for a protein of 186 amino acids.
AUGGCUGACGUAGCACCCCGUUUGUCCGUAACCAAACGUUACCCGACCCAAGAGCUUGGAGGCUGCUUCCUCAUCGGAGACUCCACCACUCUGGUUGCGGUGCUGCUCCUCCUCCUCUCCACAAGGAUCCAGUCAGCAAAACGUUCAGACAACCUUCAACCAACACAAUGGACACUCAGCCCGGACCUUGCAGAACCCAAAAUCUCCACGCCGCCUGUAAAUGGUAGUGAUACCGAGGAACCUCGUGUUCUGAGGAUGUCAAGAUCCUGUAAAGAUGAGGAUUCUGACUACUGCCUGAACGGACAGUGCAUGUACCCCCCUGACAGCGAUACCCCUGCCUGCACGUGUGAUGCUUCCUAUAGCGGCGCUCGCUGUGGUCUGUUGGUCCACCAGGCGACGCUGUGCAAGUUAGCCACAACAGAGGAGGUGAUUGCCAUCUGCGUGGGUGUGGCCAUGUUAGUGUGCUGCCUCGCUGUCGGUCUCUACUGCUGCAUCAAGACAAGGUGUAAAAAACAGCCCCUUCUCUACAAGACCUACGGUGGCUCGGAGAACUCAGUUUGA